Messenger RNA from Oncorhynchus masou masou (cherry salmon), 914 nucleotides. RefSeq names its product basic salivary proline-rich protein 2-like. The transcript has a single exon. The record is from RefSeq and is a predicted model, not a curated record. Lineage: Eukaryota; Metazoa; Chordata; Actinopteri; Salmoniformes; Salmonidae. The annotation marks the transcript as partial.
GUCAGGUCAGGGGUGCCCCCCCCAAUCAGGUCCGGGUCAGGUGCCCCCCAAUCAGGCUCAGGGUGCCCUCCAUCAGGUCCGGUCAGGGUGCCUCCCCCAAUCAGGUCCGGGUCAGGGUGCCCCCCCAAUCAGGUCAGGGUCAGGGUGCCCCUUCAAUCAGGGUCCGGGUCAGGGUGCCUCCCCAACGGUCCGGUCAGGGUGCCUCCAAUCAGGGUCAGGUCAGGGUGCCCCCCCCCCCCAAUCAGGUCCGGUCAGGGUGCCCCCCCAAUCAGGUAAUAGGUCAGGGUGCCCCCCACCAGGUCAGGUCAGGUGCCCCCCCCCCCCAUCAGGGUCAGGUGCCCCUCCCCCAUCAGUGGGUCAGGUCAGGUGCCCUCCCCAUCAGGUCAGGUCAGGUGCCCUCCCCAUCAGGUCAGGUGCCCCCCAUCAGGCAUGAAUCAGAGGGCCCCCCAUCAGGUCAGAAUCAGAGGGCCCCCCCCAUCAGGUCAGAAUCAGAGGGCCCCCCAUCAGGUCAGAAUCAGAGGGGCCCCCCAUCAGGUCAGAAUCAGAGGGGCCCCCCAUCAGGUCAGAAUCAGAGGGGCCCCCCCAUCAGGUCAGAAUCAGAGGGCCCCCCCAUCAGGUCAGAAUCAGAGGGCCCCCCAUCAGGUCAGAAUCAGAGGGCCCCCCCAUCAGGUCAGAAUCAGAGGGCCCCCCCAUCAGGUCAGAAUCAGAGGGCCCCCCAUCAGGUCAGAAUCAGAGGGCCCCCCAUCAGGUCAGAAUCAGAGGGCCCCCCCAUCAGAUCAGAAUCAGAGGGCCCCCCCAUCAGGUCAGAAUCACAGAGGCCCCCCCAUCAGGUCAGAAUCAGAGGGCCCCCCCAUCAGGUCAGAAUCAGAGGCCCCCCCCCAUCAGGUCAGAAUCAGAGGGCCCCACCCAUCUGA